AUGGAAAAGUUUCGGUGCGAGCUGCCGAACCUAAUCGCCAUGACUGCUGAGGAGUAUCCAUUGGCGGCAGUAUUUGUUCGUGACUAUUGCAGCCGAGCUCUCAUGUCAGUACCUGAGCGAAAUUUUAGCGCUGGACUCACUUGGUACUUGCUGGAUUGCGAUAUCAUUGCUAAAAGUGUUGAACGGAUAACGAAUUAUACGCUGGCCACGCCCACCACCACGGAAACGGCGGAGCGGGCAUUGCAUGCAUAUCUCCGCUCGACCUCAGAGCGAUCCAUUCAUGCUUGCCGAGUGACUGGGAUCGACGAUUCUGCGGCUGCAGCUGCUGUUAGCGAGGCCCUUGGGCUCACUCAGCCGCCAACUUCGUGCGAGGUAUUUUGCCUGCCUUCUUACGAUGUGCGAAGUGGGCUCAAGUCUCUCGUUUACGUUCUUGAGAAAACGUGUCGCUUUACGCCAGUUCUAUUGGAAGCGUUUCAGGCCGCAGGUGGAUACGCGUUAUUGUUGCGCCUCCUAGAUACGUGCUCGGAAGACGAAAUCCCUGCCUUGUUGGAUAUUGCUGACCGCUCAAUAGGCUCAAGCACGUUUGGUGCAAGAAAUGUGAAUGCUUUUUCUACCAUGAGAGACUUACUGCUGAACUACAUUAAGCAUCUGGUACUGCAAUUGCUAACCCAAGUACUUCAUAUCUACACAAGUGAUUACGACAAUUUCGUUUUUCUCGAGCCCAAAACGCGAACGUUAGCGCUACUGUUGACGAAAUUGCCACACACGAGCUUCUAUGACACCCAAGUAAUUAUCUUGCGUAUCGUGGAGUAUGUUUGUUGUGCUGCAAAACCCGAAGACUCCCUUCCUCACGAGAUAUUAUCAGUGGUGUGUGGAGGUACAAGCAAGAGCUGA
Phytophthora infestans T30-4 is the source of this 894-nucleotide messenger RNA. RefSeq lists its product as uncharacterized. The record is from RefSeq and is a predicted model, not a curated record. Lineage: Eukaryota; Oomycota; Peronosporomycetes; Peronosporales; Peronosporaceae. The coding region runs from base 1 to 894 and encodes 297 amino acids. The transcript has 5 exons.